UUGAGAUGAGCCGGCUCUUUCAGCUCCCCAUAUAUAUUUUUUACAUAUUUUUACAUAAUAUUUACAUAUUAAUUAAUUAAUAGCCUAACCUAAUUUUAUAACAUUUUGUUUCAUUAUGGAUGGACAGCGAGACACCGAAGGACAAAAACUGUCGGCUCUGUGACACGACAGGGAGGCGGAGAGACAGCGAGAUACUGAAGGAAAAAACGACUCCCAAAAAGGAUCCUAAAACGGCUCCCAUUGUGGAGCCGGUUCCAAUCGAGUCGGCUCUUACAGCCGGAUCUUUCGCGAACGACAGGUCACUAACCUGUAGCGGUCACUGUUGCCUAGAAACCACCACUAACAACAGCAGCAGCAGAGGUUUCUUACAUGGUUUACUCAGCUGCGUCUUUUUAUUUAUAUUAUCAUUAAAUAUUAUAUUUUAACAGAUAUUUUACUGAACAAGAAUGGCUUCGGCGUUACAGCCCUACAACCAGGAUCCAAACGGAGCGUAUGUGUUCUCUAGUCGACCACGGCCUGCUCCAACGCGCCUCAAAUACAAGGACCCUGCGGUGAUUCAAAAUGAAGAAUUAUAUGUAUAUGGAAACAUUAUGUACGAUCGGCGUGUUGUCAGAGGAAAUACCUAUGCACAACACACUCUGCCACUUAGGUCACAGCCUGACCCUGCUGAGCUUCAAAAACAGCAAGAGACCAGAAGGAGAGCCCUGGCAAGAAAGAGAGCUAAAGAGCAGUUCCGCUUAUUAACCCCAGAAGCACUUGAAGGGAGGAAACACACGGAUGUGCAGACUGAGCUGUACUUGGAGGAGCUGAGUGAUCAUCCUGAAGAUGCCAGUGUGGGAUGUCAGACUGAUGCAUUCCUAGACAAACCAGCCACUCCUCUCUUUAUCCCUGCCAAGUCUGGAAAAGAUGUAGCCACACAAAUAGAGGAAGGAGAGCUGUUUUACUUUGACACAGAGGUGCAGCCUGUGUUAGAGGUGCUGAUAGGAAAGACCAUGGAACAGGCUCUGUUGGAAGUUCUGGAAGAGGAAGAGCUGGCAUCCCUGAGGGCUCAACAGCGUGCCUUCCAGGAGCUGCGUAAUGCUGAAAUUGUGGAGGUACAGCGACUGGAGGAACAGGAGAGGCGCCACCGAGAGGAGAAGGUACGCAGACUUAAGCAGCAGAGAGAAGUCUUGGAGAAUGAGAGAGUAAUAGCAGAGAAAAUAGCAGCUAGAGUAUUUGCUCAGCAAUACCUGGCUGACCUGCUGCCCUCCGUCUACAACACUCUGAGAGACCAGGGCUAUUUCUACGACCCAGUGCAGAGAGAUAUAGAGACAGGAUUCCUCCCCUGGCUGAUGGCAGAAGUGGACAGUGCUUUGAAGAAACGAGAGAUUGUGCUUACAAUGCUUGACACCCUCAUCUAUGAUGUGGCCAACAGCAGACAGGAGACGUAGAUUUGGAAUGUAGACCCUCUUCCUCUGUUGGUCACGUCUGAGAUAUGAUUUGAGAAACCAGUACCUUAAAGCUGUAAAUAAAACAUUGUGUGAUAUCA
Molecule: messenger RNA, 1528 nt
Organism: Astyanax mexicanus (Mexican tetra)
Lineage: Eukaryota; Metazoa; Chordata; Actinopteri; Characiformes; Acestrorhamphidae
Gene: rsph3
Product: radial spoke head 3
Exons: 9
Coding region: 447-1430 (327 amino acids)
Cellular component (GO): cilium
Source: RefSeq, a predicted model, not a curated record